Molecule: messenger RNA, 703 nt
Organism: Tribolium madens (black flour beetle)
Lineage: Eukaryota; Metazoa; Arthropoda; Insecta; Coleoptera; Tenebrionidae
Gene: Sumo
Product: small ubiquitin-related modifier 3
Exons: 3
Coding region: 176-448 (90 amino acids)
Biological process (GO): protein sumoylation
Cellular component (GO): nucleus
Molecular function (GO): ubiquitin-like protein ligase binding; protein tag activity
Source: RefSeq, a predicted model, not a curated record
UUCCGGCAGCAGUUACCGCUACUUUGCAAGCAAGCCGGCCAUUAUUUGUAGCGGCAAGCUGCGUGUCUGUUGAUAAAACGGUUUAAAGUGCAUCAAAUUCCAGUAAAACCGUUUGCAUUUUCGCACCAACUUCGGUCUUAAAUACCCCUAGAAGCUACAACCAAAUUUGCCAAAAAUGGGUGAUGAAAAGAAGAGCAAUGAAACGGAACAUAUCAAUCUCAAAGUCCUUGGACAAGACAACGCCGUAGUCCAGUUCAAGAUCAAAAAGCACACCCCUCUCAGGAAGCUGAUGGGGGCUUAUUGUGAAAGAGCGGGCUUGAGCAUGCAAGUCGUGAGAUUCCGAUUCGACGGGACCCCAAUCAAUGAGACGGACACCCCGACAUCUCUCGGUAUGGAGGAGGGGGACACAAUUGAAGUGUACCAACAACAAACUGGAGGAUAUUGUUAAAAGUAAUUUUAUGACGCCGCUGACCUCCUAAUUACCACUACCAUUGAGUGGUCAAUUUGAGGUGGUUUUCUGUAUAGAUUUAAGCUAGUUUCUAAUAUAAUUUUUAAGGUUAAUCGAAAAUACUACUUAAAUGAGCACUUCUUUUGUCGCGUUUUCAAUCCCAAAAUUUCUGUAUCGCAAUGAAUCCGUUUUCAGUUUUAGUGAAAGUUCAGUUGUGAAUUUUGUAUUCUUAAAUUAAAAUCUUUUGAUAAUUUA